Messenger RNA from Didymodactylos carnosus, 235 nucleotides. The record is from the annotation of a GenBank genome assembly. NCBI's taxonomy places the organism in Eukaryota, Metazoa, Rotifera, Eurotatoria, Philodinida, Philodinidae.
UGCUGGAUAUUCAUCAUCCGGAUUUGAAGGAGGUUAUGGAGGAGGUUAUGGAGGAGGUUAUGGAGGAGGAUUAGCCUCAAGUGGAUGGGAAUCAUCCGCAUCUUAUGGUGGUGCCGGAGGUUAUGGCGGAGGAUUUGAUGCCGCAGCAGCCGCAUUUCACAGCGCUGACGCAAAUGCUGAUGGUACAUUAGAUCAAGGUGAAUUUAGUCAAUUCGUCUCUGGUGGUGUAUAUUAA